This is a messenger RNA of Maudiozyma saulgeensis, 1617 nucleotides long. NCBI's taxonomy places the organism in Eukaryota, Fungi, Ascomycota, Saccharomycetes, Saccharomycetales, Saccharomycetaceae. The record is from the annotation of a GenBank genome assembly.
AUGAUUGAUCGAUUACCAGGUGAAAUAUGGGAUAAAAUUGCCUUCAAUUUAUCUCAAGAAGAUAAAACAGCAUUAUCAUAUGUUUCUAAGAGCGUAAAUGACCUUAUAACACCUCUCUUAUAUCAGAACAUAUACCUCAACGAAAGAUAUUACUUUCCAAGUGAUUAUGACACUUCUCUGGGUACACAUCUAUGGUCAGUAUUAUAUUUUACAUUUCAAGAAAAGGAUCUGGAGAAGGACUUAGGAAUGACUAUAAGGGCUAAACAGAAGUUUCGGGCAUUAGUUAGAUCUUUAACUGAAUCUCCAUUAAGAUUGUGUCCUAUGAUUAAAAGGGUACAUUGUACGUGGCAUCUCGACCAACCAACCCUUAUUUCAUUUUUAACUCUAUUAAACAAGUAUAACAGCAAUUUAUUAUCAUUUGAAAGUUUUAUAAAAGGUGAGAUUUGCCCGUAUUUAUGGAAACAUGCAUCUUCAAUACAGACACUAAAUCUAACACCACCUGAUAUGUUACCAAAUCCAGAAGCAGCUGAUGAGCAAUAUUUUCAGCUAACAAGAAACAUUGUAAAAAAAUAUAAUUUUGAUAAUAUACAGGAUUUGACUAUUCAUAUUAACCCAUUAAGCUUCUUUGAAAAAGGUAUGAAAAAAAUUAAAAUACGAUCUCUUUGUUUAAAUUUGAGGGAUGACACUUUGAAUGCUGAACCUGUUGAUGAUUCUGUUCAUUAUUAUGAUAUAUUUGAUAUUAAUUCUCUAAAAGAACUAGAAAUGUUGUCCUGGUAUAACGAAAGUUCCUCAGAUGUUAAUAUAUAUAACAAAUGGAAAUUAUAUGAUUUUUUUGAAUUUGAAAAUAUUGAAUAUUUAUCACUUUUAUCGUUAUUUAAGAAUGAAGAAUUCAUUCAAAAUUGUAUUAAAAAAUUUUCAAAAUUAAGGAAAUUAAAAAUUGAUUUUAUGUUUGAUGCUACCAUCAGCAAGAAUACUUUGGAUCUUAUGAGUAGAAACAAAUGUUCCAAGACGAUAAGAUAUAUUGACCUGAAAAUAGAAGAGAUAGAUAUCCCGAUAUUAUCUGUUAAUGAUGAUGAGAUAUCUAAUUUUAAUAUACAAGUAUCCUGCAAAUGUGAUGAUUGUAAAAUGACCUUGGAUAAGAUUAUAAUGAAAAAAUACUUCCCAAAUUCAGAUUCAUUUAUAAUUAAGGAUUUUCACGACAUCGAACAAAAAAAUUUCAUUUUACAAAUGUUUAAAUUAUUUACAAUAAUCCCGUACUCUGCAGGGUUUGAUGAAUACCCAUCAAUUGGGUUUUAUUCGAGACCCUUGGAGGAUUUCGUGAAAAAGAUAAAUUCUUUAUUGAAUCCCGAAUCAAAUAGCAAUAAUAAAACAGAGAGAGAUAUUACUAAAUCAGAUGUAAUUAGAAUUUAUCACAUGUAUCUACACUCCAUGAGAAAAUCUUUCGAUUACUUUGUUUCAAGGUUUAAAAACUUGGAAUUUCUAAUUGUUAAUGAUGUUCCAACUAAAGUCAUCCAAUAUGACGAAUUUCAACGAUGCAACGUCCCUCUGUUUCAUUACUAUGGGUAUAAAAGUAAUCAAGUCUAUGAACUUGUCAAUGACGAAUCUCUAUUUGAUUGA